UCACAACCCCGAGAUCAAGAGUCGCCUGCUCCACCAGGAGCCAGCCAGGAGCCCCAUUAUAGUUUUAUUGUAUUGUUACGAGAUAAUUGUUUGAUCUUGGACCAGGAAUCUAUUCGUGUCUAUUCUUGGUGCCCUUCUAUUUAUUUCUUUUCACCUACUGUAGUUUCUCUUGUAUGGAGUUACCGUGUUAUUCAGUGCGCUGCUAUUCAAGACUUGUUUUAUAACGCUGGGAACGGCAGCUGGUGGCCUUACAAAGUGUCCUUCUCUGCUACGCGUUGGGAUCUGAACCCUGUCUUGUUUGACAGCAGACCUCGGCCAGUCGGUCCCUGCACUGAGGCCGGAACGCAGAGGGGACCGACACUAACCCACCAGGCUUGGUCCGCUCUGCACAGCCGCCUUCUGCUGGAGGCCGGGCCAGUGAACGGGGACCCUCCGCAGAGGAUUCUGGGAGAUGUAGUUUUCUUCGGGGCCGUUCCUUCAGGUGCAUCGACGCAUGACGUACUUCCGCUGCGCCGCACCCGCGGCUGUAGUCGGGUACUCUCCUGCAGGGCUGUUUCCGGCUCGGUGUUGGUGGACCGGAGCGGGCCCGGGAGUUGCGAGUUCCCGGGGCCCCGGACCCGCGAAAGCACAGACUUAGCCCUGCCCGGCACGUCCUGUGCAGACCGGGAGCUUGGCCAGCUAAGACCUACGGUCGGUCUGGGGCGUGGUCGGAGCCAGGCCGGCCUCGGGGGUUCCCGUGUCAGGGCCGGGUCACCGUACAAACUCCUCUCCGACUUCUUCUGCCCGGGGCCCGAGGCCUCGGACGGUCUGCACGAAACAGCACGGGAUGGCCGCCGGGUUCCGGACAGCUUCGUGUUGGAAGAUUGGAAAGAAUGGUACCAGAAAAAUCCAGAUGAGCUUGAAAAUGUUGAGAGAACUUAUGCUUGUAGUGCAUUUGGAAAACUUAAUCUGAGCAGGACCCAUGUUUCUUCAAGACAGAGAAUCCAUAAGUAUAACACACAUGGAAGAAGUUUGACACAAAACUCAGGUUCAACCAGAAACUGUCUGAGAAAAAAUCCUGAUAAGUUUCAUGGAUACGAAGAAUCAUAUUUUCUUAAGCAUCAAAGAGCUCACGGUAUAGAAAAAAACUGUGUGUGUAACGAAUGUGGGAAAGCUUUUCGUUGUAAAUCACAGCUGAUCGUCCAUCUGAGAAUUCAUACGGGAGAGAGGCCUUACGAAUGCACGAAAUGUGAAAGGGCGUUCAGUGCGAAGUCAAACCUCAAUGCUCACCAGAGAGUCCACACGGGAGAGAAGCCCUACUCCUGCAGCGAGUGCGGGAAAGUUUUCUCUUUCAGGUCACAGCUCAUCGUCCACCAGGAAAUUCACACGGGAGGGAAACCUUACGGCUGCAGUGAUUGUGGGAAAGCCUAUAGCUGGAAAUCACAGCUCAUUUUACACCAGAGAAGCCACACAGGAGUGAAACCUUAUGAAUGUGGCGAGUGCGGGAAAGCCUUUAGUUUGAAGUCCCCGUUCGUUGUACACCAGAGGACUCACACGGGAGUGAAGCCCCAUAAGUGCAGCGAAUGUGGGAAAGCCUUUAGGAGCAAGUCCUACCUCCUGGUUCACAUCAGGAUGCACACAGGCGAGAAACCUUACCAGUGCGGUGAUUGUGGGAAAGCCUUCAAUAUGAAGACACAACUUGUUGUUCACCAGGGAAUCCACACAGGAAAUAAUCCUUAUCAGUGCGGUGAAUGCGGGAAAGCCUUCGGUAGGAAGGAGCAGCUCACUGCGCAUCUGAGAGCGCAUGCAGGGGAGAAGCCCUACGGGUGCAGUGAGUGUGGGAAGGCUUUCAGCAGUAAAUCCUACCUCGUUAUACACAGGAGAACACACACAGGAGAGAGACCCUAUGAAUGUAGUUUCUGUGAGAGAGCCUUUUGUGGGAAAUCACAGCUAAUUAUACACCAGAGGACUCACUCGACAGAGAAGCCCUACGAAUGCAGCGAAUGUGAGAAAGCCUAUCCUAGGAAGGCUUCACUUCAGAUACACCAGAAGACUCAUUCAGGAGAGAAACCUUUUAAAUGUAGUGAAUGUGGGAAGGCUUUCACCCAGAAGUCGUCCCUCAGUGAACAUCAGAGAGUUCAUACAGGAGAGAAACCGUGGAAAUGCUCCGAAUGCGGGAAGUCCUUCUGUUGGAAUUCAGGGCUUCGUAUACAUCGAAAAACUCACAAGUGAGAAAUUGAAGUGAAGUAGAUGUUAGAAACUCUCUCAUAGAAGUUGAUCCUCAGGAGACUAAAUGAUAAUAUGGGUGGGAUGCAUUAAGCGGGAAGUCCUAAAAAUACACUCCUGCCGAUUGAGUCCGAGAGAGACGGUCAUAUUUGGAAGAAUGGGCAAAAGCUUUGAGAAGUAAGUCCUACAAGUCUCUGUAGACAAGAACUGAAGGAGUGAGGAACAGUGACAUCAGAUGCGGUGGUGUCAUUAUGAAGAUAAAAUUCAGAGAAUUCGUAUUUAAAACCUUCUAAAUUUAAUAAAUUGGAAAAGCAUUGUCCCAUAGAAAAUGUUAUAUGUGGAGAGUCACAUUCCAGAUUUGAAGCUAUGUUUUAGAUUGAAGAAAACCUCAAUUAUAAAUGGUAGAUUUUUUCAUGGUGGAGUAUAAAGUUGAUUUUUAUUUUGAUAUGUAAAUACAGCGGUGGAGGAAAAUGGCAAGGAACAUAUUCUGAGGGUUGAGAGAUAUUUAGUGUGACUUUCCUGAGUAACACUGAAUAGCAUUUUUAAAAAUUUUUGGUAUUUUAUUUUUUAACGUAACUUGUUAGACAUAUAUUUGGUAGCUUGUGGAAUAACAUCCCCCGAUAUUCUCCAUAUUAAAUGCUAAAUAUCA
This is a messenger RNA of Felis catus (domestic cat), 2854 nucleotides long. RefSeq names its product zinc finger protein 26-like. NCBI's taxonomy places the organism in Eukaryota, Metazoa, Chordata, Mammalia, Carnivora, Felidae. The annotation marks the transcript as partial. The record is from RefSeq and is a predicted model, not a curated record. The transcript is spliced from 3 exons.